AUGACUAUAUCUUAUCUAAUUCAUAUAACUCUUCUCUUUUUUAUUUUACUUAUAUCUUCUAUUAAUUCAUGUAAAUGGUCACCUACUCAAUGUGGUUGUGCUUACACACCACCAUCACUACAUCAACGUAUUGUCGGAGGCGUAGCAGCUAAAGAGCAUUCAUGGCCAUGGAUAGUUGCUAUUCGCCAAUAUAAUUCACAUUUAUGUGGUGGAGUCCUGAUUAGUGAUCGUCAUGUAUUAACAGCUGCACAUUGUUUUUUAAAUUAUCAUCCAAGCAUGAUCAAUGCUUUUACAUUUGCAAUGGGUCAUCAUGGAAGAUCUGAAAACAUUUUUAUUUCAAAAGCUAAACGUAUUAUAAAUCAUAAAUCAUAUGAUAGCAAUGGAAGAAAUAUACACGAUAUUGCAUUAGUUGAACUUGAACGAAUAAUUGAUUUUAACAAUAAAAACAUAGGCUUUAUUUGUCUUCCAUCAGCAGAUAUCAAUAAUAAUGGAAUCUAUCCACCACUAGGAACGCCAACAUGGGUAGUAGGAUGGGGUCAUACAAGUUUUCAUGGAACACCAUCUACAGUAUUACUACAAGUUUCAGUACCAAUUACAAAUAAUAAAGGAUGUACAGCAAAAGUUACUCUACCAACAAAACAACUAUGUGCAGGACUUGAUCAAGGUGGUAAAGAUUCAUGUCAAGGAGAUUCUGGUGGACCACUUGUACUUGACAAAGGACAAGGAAUAUUUGAAUUAAUUGGAAUUGUUUCAUUUGGUGAAGGAUGUGCUUAUGUUAUGAAACCGGGUAUUUACACGCGAGUUAGUGGAUAUAUUGAUUGGAUCAAUGAUUUAAUUAAAAAACCCAUAACACAUACAGCAAAUACAUCAAAUACACCACAUACUACUGUAGUAUUACCACAAGCUUUACUAUCGAAUGGGAAUCAACGAAAAUUAUCUUAUAUAUUGUUUAUUUUCUCUUCAAAGUUUAUUAUUAAUUUUAAAUGA
Messenger RNA from Adineta steineri, 987 nucleotides. The record is from the annotation of a GenBank genome assembly. NCBI's taxonomy places the organism in Eukaryota, Metazoa, Rotifera, Eurotatoria, Adinetida, Adinetidae.